Messenger RNA from Nerophis lumbriciformis (worm pipefish), 822 nucleotides. Lineage: Eukaryota; Metazoa; Chordata; Actinopteri; Syngnathiformes; Syngnathidae. The record is from RefSeq and is a predicted model, not a curated record.
AUGAGGACUCUUUGGUUGUUGUUACUGGUCGGGCUGGCUCCUGGAUUCAUAAGUGAAAAAAUGCUGGUCUCCUCUCAGUCCCUCUCAUUUGUUGGUGAUGACCUUUACAUAGAGGGUCAAACAUCAGGUGACCUCCCGGUUGAUGAUGAAGACGGGGAGGACUUUGGCUCAGGUUCUGGAUCCGGAGACUAUGGCAACGAGGACAAGGAGACAACUAUCCUUACCACAUUUGUUGACUCGAACAAAAGCGAAGAAAUAGAAAUGCAUCCAACUCGGGCAACAGCAAGCUCUACUCACUAUCAACCCACUAAAGCAGCAGACAGCCGCAAUCCGUCGACCACAGUGACAGACAGCGGAACAACAGAAAACAAUGAGGCCACCAAGGACAAGGAGGUGCCAGAAAAAGGCCCGACAGCUGACUGGUUCACAAAUGCUCCUAGUCCCAGCUCCACCUCUGUAAGCAAGAAGAUGAGAGAACCAGACGAGGACAACAGCCUGGAAAGAUGGGACAAUUCCUUCGCCACCAAAGACGGUGACAAAGAUGAAGUCAAAGAUGAAGUUCUAACAAAUGAAAUUCUCGUCAGUCGAGGCAGCAGAAGAUAUGACUCUCCUGAUGAUGUGACAUCUGAGAGCAUGUGGGAGCGAACAGAGGUGCUAGCUGCGGUGAUAGCUUGUGUGGUGGUCGGAUUGCUUUGUGCCAUCUUCCUCCUUGUCCUCCUCGCCUACCGCAUGAAGAAGAAGGAUGAAGGGAGCUAUGACCUCGGGGACAGCAAACUUUCCACAUCUUACAAGAAAGCACCAACCAAGGAGUUUUACGCCUAA